UCAGAAAAUGAGAAGGGUAUUGUGGAUGUCAAAUUGCAAAUCGACGAGCUUAUCAAGUGUAAACGCAAGGAAUCGUUCAAAUCGUUAACGCCAUCAGAUGAAUUAGAACUGAUUAUUGAAUUCUGCAAAAAUCAACUUUGUCAGUACGAACAGGAGAGUGAAGGUGACGAAAACAGGAAUGGGUAUAUAUUAGUGAAAGGUCAUAAGUUUGUGCUACAGUCGGUGAGCGGUCGCAAUCCGUAUUGUGAAGUUUUUUGUGGAUUUCGAACUCAUGAAAAAUGUAUCCCAUCAAUUAUACGACAGUGUCCGAGCGUAAAAGCUAAUAACCCUAAGUUCAGGAUUCGAACAGAAAUCUGUGAAGAACGUGGUUUGGAUGAGCAGAAUUAUAAAUGUGCUGAAUGUGGACAUGCCAUUCACUUUGGUGCUUCAGCGACAGAGGAAGAGCCUCGAUUAUGUGAUUACAAUGGUCGUUAUUACUGCCGCAAGUGUCAUUGGAACGACGAGUGGGUAAUACCGGCACGCAUUGUUCAUAACUGGGAUUGUGAGAAGUAUUUGGUGUGUCGUGCAUCGAAGCAGUUACUGUCCUUUAUAGACCGUAAACCACUGCUGAAUAUAUCGCAGUUGAAUCCAUCUCUAAUGAAGUUUGUAACGCAAUUAAAUAGGUUGCAUACGAUGCGGAAGAAUAUUCUGUUCAUGAAGUGCUAUUUUAUGUGUUGCAAGGAGGCACGCAAAUUACGCAUAUUGCAAUACUUGAAUCGACGACAGCACUUCGUGGACAGUGCGGAAUGGUAUAGCAUAGCGGAUUUACGGGAUUUGUGUGAGAAUAAUUUAUUGUCGGAGAUAGAGCAGAUAAUGAGGAUAUUCGAUGAACAUAUCACUUCGGACUGCUUGAUAUGUCGGGGCAAUGGGUUCUUUUGUGAACUGUGCACCGAUAAGAAGAAGGAGAUAUUCCCAUUCUCUGAGGGCGUAUCGAUAUGUCAUGAUUGUUGCGCAGUCUUUCAUAAGAUUUGUUUCGAUAAAGUCAGUCAUCGAUGCCCGAGCAGCCUAGCAAUAAUGUCAGUGGAGAGUAUACCGCGGGAUUUACGUAAUCUGCGAGCGUGUUUGUUAUGUUCGAUGAUAAAAACAUUGGAACAGUUCGAGGAGGACGGCUGUGAUAAUUGUGAGCGGGUGUUGGGUAUGAAGGGCGACGAGGAGAAGGUUGGGGAGUGCACCAGUUCGAAUUUCGACGGUAUGAUCGCAGUGAUCUCACCUGAAGAUUCAUGGGUGUGCAAAUGGCAGAAAAUUAGUCGAAAGGCGAAAGGAAUGUACGCGAUAUCGGUAUCAGGGUCACUACCACGACAUAUAAUAGAGGAAUUAAAACAGCAGCACAUCGUUUAUAAGCCAAAUAUGCGUGAUAUGACUAUCAGUAAUUGA
Anisakis simplex (herring worm) is the source of this 1413-nucleotide messenger RNA. NCBI's taxonomy places the organism in Eukaryota, Metazoa, Nematoda, Chromadorea, Rhabditida, Anisakidae. The record is from the annotation of a GenBank genome assembly.